This is a messenger RNA of Pungitius pungitius (ninespine stickleback), 5513 nucleotides long. RefSeq names its product ATPase phospholipid transporting 9B (gene atp9b). NCBI's taxonomy places the organism in Eukaryota, Metazoa, Chordata, Actinopteri, Perciformes, Gasterosteidae. Gene Ontology annotation, cellular component: trans-Golgi network; endosome; plasma membrane. Gene Ontology annotation, biological process: retrograde vesicle-mediated transport, Golgi to endoplasmic reticulum; endocytosis; phospholipid translocation. The transcript is spliced from 30 exons. Gene Ontology annotation, molecular function: ATPase-coupled intramembrane lipid carrier activity; magnesium ion binding; ATP hydrolysis activity. The record is from RefSeq and is a predicted model, not a curated record. Bases 953 to 4360 code for a protein of 1135 amino acids.
GUCAUUAUUUUUGCAUACAAAGUUACACUAGACUCUUUUAAUUUAGCUUUGACUGGUUUUGCAAGCUUUACUUCUCGGGUUUGAGCUUCAUGAAAGUCAUUUGUUUUUCUGCGAAUAACUUCUGCAUGAAGUUGAACAGGAGCGGUCAACUAAGAUACAAGAUCCAUUUUUUUUUGUUGUGUAUUGGUUAUCGUCUAUGUUCUUGUUGUAGGCCUGCAGCAUUAGUAUUACCACUUUUAAUUACAAUACUAAUUUUGAGUGCAGUGUUCAUUUUGCAGAAGCAUGAAUCGAUUUUGCAUAACUGUUUUUUCUUUAAAUAUUAAUAUCCUCAAAUGUUAUCAUUUAAACACCUGCACAGGCUGUACCUCUCCAGCGCAAAAUGGAUCCUGGGGAUUUUCUCAUCCUCACCGUGUAAAUUUAGAUUCAGUCUAGGUUUUUAAGAUUAAUUCGGAAAUGGCUGUUUCUGUUGCUGUUUUUAGGAGACACACUGAUGAAAAAACUCAAUGGGCAAAUAAUUGUUUCAUUUGAUUUGUUACUAAAUGAAAAAUACACAAAGUAGGACAAUGUGGUCAGCUUUAGACGUAUUUUUUUAAAUAAGGGUGGGUUUAAAAAAAAAAUAAUCUCACGAUUAGCAUCCAGCAAAUAAAAUAUCUUCUCGUCUUUUAUUUUCAAUGGGUAAAUGCUGCAUUCGGUGUCUCCCGGAAAGUGAGAUACUCCCAGUGCAACGGCAACUUUUGGUAAGAACAUAAGGUUUUUUCUAUACUAGUGUUAUGUUGCCUUGUGGUGACAGAGUAAUGAAGAUUACAAGUAAAAUACGUUAUUUAUCUUUUUAAUAGUAAUCCUCGCAUCCCAGUAUUCUCAGUUGUACUGAUAGUUUCACAGUUUUCGAACGCAUCUUACGUCCUAAACAUUUUUUUUAACGUGACGUCAGGAUGUAUACUGCCCAGCCAAGAUGGCUGACAGCAUCCCGUUAAAUCCAGUACGGAAGAACUCGAAGCGAAUACCGUAUUACCACUCCGCCAGACUUUCAAGAUACUCCGUAGAAGAUGAGCCCUCUAACCUGGACGAGAUGCCUCUGAUGAUGUCGGAGGAAGGCUUUGAGAACGAUGAGAGCGACUACCAGACGCUGCCCCGGGCCAGAGUCAACCAAAGACCAAGGGGCCUCGGCUGGUUCCUCUUGGGAGGGUGGAAAGUCCUCUGUGGAAGCUGCUGCGACUGCCUGGCCCGCUGCUGUCGGAGGAGGAAGGAGCUGAAGGCGAGGACGGUUUGGCUCGGCUGCCCCGAGAAAUGCGAGGAGAAGUACCCCAAAAACGCCAUCAAAAACCAGAAGUACAACAUCUUCACCUUUGUGCCUGGGGUUCUCUACCAGCAGUUCAAGUUCUUCCUCAAUCUCUACUUCCUGGUGGUGGCCUGCUCCCAGUUUGUGCCGUCUCUGAAGAUUGGAUACUUGUACACGUACUGGGCGCCUCUGGGCUUCGUGUUGGCCGUUACAAUAAUGCGAGAAGCCGUGGACGAGGUGCGACGUUACCAACGGGACAAAGAGAUGAACUCUCAACUCUACAGCAAGCUCACGGUGCGAGGUAAAAUUCAAGUGAAGAGUUCAGACAUACAAGUUGGGGACCUCAUCAUCGUUGAAAAGAACCAAAGGAUUCCUGCAGACAUGAUAUUCCUGAGAACAUCAGAGAAAAAUGGUUCGUGCUUCAUCAGGACGGACCAGCUGGACGGAGAAACGGACUGGAAACUGAAGGUCGCUGUGGGAUGCACGCAGCGGCUUCCUGCAGUGGGGGAUCUGUUCUCCAUCAGCGCCUACGUGUACGCCCAGAGGCCUCAGCUGGACAUCCAUAGCUUUGAGGGGAACUUCACACGGGAAGACGCAGACCCACAGGUCCACGAGAGUCUGAGUAUUGAGAACACGCUUUGGGCCAGCACAGUUGUUGCGUCUGGCACGGUGAUCGGGGUGGUGAUCUACACAGGCAAGGAGACCAGAAGCGUACUGAACACAUCCUUUGCCAAGAACAAGGUGGGCUUACUGGACCUCGAGCUAAACCGGCUCACCAAGGCCCUGUUUCUGGCCCAGGUGGUUCUGUCUAUUGUCAUGGUGGCAGUGCAAGGGUUUGUGGGUCCUUGGUUCCGCAACCUCUUCAGAUUUGUUGUGCUUUUCUCCUACAUCAUCCCCAUAAGUUUGCGUGUGAACCUGGACAUGGGGAAGUCUGCCUACGGCUGGAUGAUCAUGAAGGACGAAAACAUCCCCGGCACUGUGGUGAGGACCAGCACCAUCCCAGAAGAACUCGGCCGGCUGGUCUACCUGCUGACAGACAAGACAGGCACUCUGACACAGAACGAAAUGGUCUUCAAGCGGCUGCACCUGGGGACGGUGUCCUACGGCACCGACACCAUGGAUGAGAUCCAGAACCACAUAGUCCAGUCAUAUGCACAGGUGACCUCCCAGCCCUCCAAUGGCGGCACCAGUGGCUCCACUCCGCCGCGGAAGCCCCAGACAUCGGGCCCGAAAGUCCGCAAGAGCGUCAGCAGUCGCAUCCACGAGGCGGUGAAGGCCAUCGCCUUGUGCCACAAUGUCACCCCCGUCUACGAGUCGCACGCCGCCGUGAGCGGCGAGCCGGAGUCCGCCGAGGCCGACCAGGACUUCAGUGAUGACAACCGCACCUACCAGGCCUCCAGUCCCGACGAGGUGGAGCUGGUGCGGUGGACGCAGAGCGUCGGCCUGACCCUGGUGAACCGAGACCUGGCCUCGCUGCAGCUGAGGACUCCCUCCGGACAGAUUCUCUCCUUCCUCAUCCUGCAGAUCUUCCCCUUCACCUCCGAGAGCAAGAGGAUGGGCAUCAUCGUCAGGGAGGAGUCGACGGGAGAAAUUACUUUCUACAUGAAGGGCGCGGAUGUUGCCAUGGCGAGCAUCGUCCAGUACAACGACUGGUUGGAAGAAGAGUGUGGGAACAUGGCCCGAGAAGGCCUGAGGACGCUAGUGGUGGCGAAGAAGUCUCUGUCCGAGGAGCAGUAUCAGGACUUUGAGAACCGCUACAACCAGGCGAAGCUGAGCAUCCACGACCGAGGCCUGAAGGUCGCGGCUGUGGUGGAGAGCCUCGAGAGGGAGAUGGAGCUACUGUGUCUGACCGGCGUGGAGGACCAGCUGCAAGCAGACGUUAGGCCCACGCUGGAGCUGCUGAGGAACGCUGGCAUCAAGAUCUGGAUGCUGACGGGGGACAAGCUGGAGACGGCUACGUGCAUCGCCAAAAGCUCCCACUUGGUGUCCAGAAACCAGGACAUCCACGUCUUCAAACCGAUCUCGAACAGAGGAGAGGCACAUCUGGAGCUCAACGCCUUCAGAAGGAAACAUGACUGUGCUCUGGUCAUCUCUGGAGACUCCUUGGAGGUGUGCCUGCGGUAUUACGAGCACGAGUUUGUGGAGCUGGCGUGUCAGUGUCCGGCGGUGGUCUGCUGUCGCUGCUCCCCCACCCAGAAGGCCCAGAUCGUCACGCUCCUCCAGCAGCACACGGCCAACAGAACCUGCGCCAUAGGGGAUGGAGGAAAUGAUGUCAGUAUGAUCCAGGCUGCAGACUGUGGUAUUGGAAUUGAAGGAAAGGAAGGGAAGCAGGCGUCUCUGGCCGCAGACUUCUCCAUCACUCAGUUCAAGCACAUCGGCCGCCUGCUCAUGGUUCACGGCAGGAACAGCUACAAGCGCUCUGCAGCGCUCGGUCAGUUCGUCAUGCACAGAGGAAUGAUCAUCUCCGCCAUGCAGGCCGUCUUCUCUUCAGUAUUUUUCUUUGCCUCUGUGCCGUUGUACCAGGGUUUCCUCAUGGUCGGGUACGCCACUAUGUACACCAUGUUCCCUGUGUUCUCCCUGGUUCUGGACCAGGACGUGAAGCCAGAGAUGGCGCUUCUUUACCCAGAGCUUUAUAAGGACCUCACCAAGGGGCGCUCGCUAUCUUUCAAGACCUUCCUCAUUUGGGUUCUGAUAAGUGUGUAUCAAGGGGGCAUCCUGAUGUACGGCGCGCUGCUGCUGUUUGAGUCGGAGUUCGUGCACGUGGUCGCCAUCUCCUUCACGGCGCUCGUCCUCACGGAGCUGCUGAUGGUGGCGCUGACCAUCCGCACCUGGCACUGGCUCAUGGUGGUGGCCGAGUUCUUCAGCCUGGGCUGCUACCUGGCUUCCCUCGCCUUCCUCAACGAGUACUUUGGCAUAGGCAGGGUGUCCUUUGGAGCCUUCCUGGACCUGUCGUUCAUCACCACCUGGCCUUUCCUGUGGAAGGUGUCCGCCAUCACGUUGGUCAGCUGUCUUCCUCUCUAUAUAAUCAAAUACCUGAAGCGCAAGUUCUCCCCGCCGAGCUACUCCAAACUGUCGUCAUGAGCCCCACUGGGAUCACUGGGAUUACGUUGGUUUUGUAGUGCUUCUUUGACCUUUCAGCACUUUCUACUACUUUUUUUUUUUGUUCAAUCACUGAUCGUGAGUGAUGGAAAGGUAAGGAACCACUGGAACAAUCGCACAUGGAGAGAAAUGAAAUGUUCUUUGGAUUAUGUCACUGAGACUUGGGAUUACUUGAAAAACACAUGAAAUCAAUGACUGCAAAGGGUGGGAGGGCAACAUGGUGCGAGAGACUGCACUUGUAACUCGACCCCCGUUUGUCGGUGAAAAAAAGGGGUCCAUCUGCCUUCAUUUUAGUUUUAGAGCAUUUUAAACAAAUCGGCUUCAAAUUUUAUUUUAUACACCGCAUUGCUUUUUAUACGCGAGGUUCCUAAUUCAUUUCAAGUGUCAUGUCUUUUUUUUUUUUAUUCCAGGUAUUAUAAAAUAUAAAUUUGCUGUCCUGCGUCUUUGAGCGGAGGUAAGUUGCUGUAAGGGAUAAAAGAGAAAAUAAAAAGUCGUUACUUUGAAUGUUUUCCUGCCUUUCUGUAAGUAAAUCGAUCUAAGACCUCACUGCGCUCCUUAAAAUGACGACAUUCACGGUGACAUUCACUGACCUCAUGACGCGCCGUAUGUCCUGCACAUUUCUACGACGGCGAGUCCAUCGCUCCUCCUCGUGAUGUGUGACCUCGAUCACAUGGCACUCUCCCGCUUUUGUGCCUCAUCCUCAUCGCUGUUCAUGUGCAGGAGCUUUCGUUGCUUCAGCCGGAUCUCGACUUCCCGGAGCACGAAAAGUACUUAGAAAUAGUCAUUUCUUUAGGCCUUAACCGAUAAUGAGACUCUUCUGGGUUUCCGUAGCAGACGUUGACGUUUAGCUCUUUGGGGGAAUGAGUAUUAUAACUCGCUCUGUGUACUAACAACAUACAGUCAGGUUGUAUCUCUGUGGGAAUCCUAUUUGAGUCCAACUCGGGUCCAUCAUUUCAAUUCCAAAUGUUGAUUCCUGUUUCUUCUGUCAUGGCUUUUUUGUGUGUACGUGAUGUUGUAUAAACUUUUCUUUCUUGUCAAGUUGCGUUCCCCACGCCGUAUUACGGCUUCUAACAAUGUCUGUUAUUUAUAUGUUAGUACGUAAUAAAUAAUAAAACGAGACAAAGGAUGCCAAGAA